CCUCCACAUCCAGGUGUGAUUUGGUUGUAAGUGGGAUAUGGAGAUUGUGUGGUCGGCUUCACCCCAGCCGGUGAGGAAGCGGAUCUCCCAAGCGUGUCAAGAGUGCCGCUCGCGCAAGAAGAGAUGCUAUCAUGAGAAAGUUGAGAGAAUCCAACGAGUUGAGAAGUCUGCUGAUGAAGGAGAUGCUGCUCAACAGCUAGCAGAGGAUCCGGCCGACGAGUCGAGCCCGCAUGCUUACAGCCCGGAAUUUGUGCUGGGAAAUCUGUCCAAAACGAACAAGGCUGGUGGGAGUCCUUUAGCUCAAUACAUCACUCCAUCACAGUCUUUCCCGUCUUUGCUGUCCGGGGGUCAAGACCCUGAUAGUCAAGACACGAAGAAUAGAUUGGUUUGGCUCAACAAGUACAGACGCAGGCCUGCGCCGUCGAUCACAUCCACACACCGGAGGUACCUCGAGGAGGCAGGGGCUUUUCUUGAGCUGCCUAGGGCUACUACCGAUGCCCUUCUACCAGUAUACAAUGCCGUGCUGGACGAUAUAAUCCCGGUGGUAGACGGUGCCACCGUCCUGCGAGAUCACAGUAACGGGCAGUGCUCUAUCUACCUCGUACGGGCGAUAUGCCUUGUCAUUUGCAAGACCAAACAAGCCAUCCCUUUUCUACGGCUAGCUGACACCGGCCCAGUGCUGAAGCCAUUGGACUUUGCAUCCAGAUUGCUCUCAGGGCUAGAUGCAGCUCUCAAAGCAGACCUCGAGCCCGACCGUCUCAUCAAGAUCCAGAUCCUAGCCCUAAUCCACCUCUACAACGACGGGCCCUCUGGCAUCGAGCGCUCCGCGGCCUAUCUCUCCCAGGCAAUCCGCGAAGCCUGGUCAUUAUCUUUGCAUCUAAGGACAACCAGCAAACCGGACCAAGACCAAUGCGAUGUCCUGUGGUGGACGCUGCGCAAUUUCGACCGGCUCAAUAAACCUAUUACGCGCUCUGGGCCCUUCAUGAUCGAUGAUACUGAUAUCGGGCUCCCUCGCAUACAUGCCAGAGAUGGCAACUACCGAUCUCAACUCAUGGCCGUCGCCCUAGCUCUCGGCGACCUCAUGGCCACCGCAACAAAGGCCUACAAGGCCAGCUACACCUACGCGCCUGACGGGUGCGAAGAAUUCCCUUCACUAGACGACAUAAUCUUGGGGUCGUCAUUCAACCGCUUCCACAGGUCCCAUAGAGCAUACCUCGAAACAUGGUAUCACGCCGCAUCAAUGCUCUCCUGCCGAUAUAACGGCCCGGGCAGCGCCCAAUACACCCGCCGCCUCGCCUCCGCCGAUAAAAUCGUGCAUAUCAUAUCUUCAGCAAACCACGAGGGGGACUUGGGUCUCCCACCUCUCCCGCUCGUACCAUACGCCGUGUCCAUGGCGACGACGGUGGUGUACCGCGCGUGGCGGGAUAAAGUUCGUGAUCUGCACUCAACGUAUACCGAUCUCUGUCUGUGUUGUGAGGCACUGCAGGCGUUGAGUCGCUUGUGGACGGGUGCGCGCAGCGUUGCGAGUCUUGCAGUUGGUUUGAGGGGGGCUAUGGAUGCUGCUGGGGCGGGGGGGUCUGGAUCUCCUGGUAUUGGUAUUCGGGGCGUGGAUCCGCCUCGUCAGUCUGAUAAUGGAGGGGUUGCUACGGAUACUGAUACUGAUACUAGAGAACAGGCAAUGCAGACCCCUGCUACUGACUUCCUGGAUCAGGAUAAAAAUAGGGAAGCGGUGCACUUGCAAGGCGGGUAUGAUCCAGGUGAAGUGUUCUGGGCAGGUCUGGAGAGCGCUUGCUUGCAUUUUGAUACUACGGUUGAUGGGUUCUUAGAGUAUGGGUUGGGGGAUUUCGGAGGGUUCAUUGCUGAUGAAUGAUAUUCAGCAGGGAGACGGGGUUAAUUACUAUUAUUACCAAC
Molecule: messenger RNA, 1911 nt
Organism: Aspergillus versicolor CBS 583.65
Lineage: Eukaryota; Fungi; Ascomycota; Eurotiomycetes; Eurotiales; Aspergillaceae
Product: transcription factor domain-containing protein
Exons: 3
Coding region: 38-1870 (610 amino acids)
Biological process (GO): regulation of DNA-templated transcription
Molecular function (GO): DNA-binding transcription factor activity, RNA polymerase II-specific; zinc ion binding
Source: RefSeq, a predicted model, not a curated record